AGUGUGCGGAGGACUCACACACACACACACUCGAGUCUCUCUCUCUCUCUCUCUCCAUCAUUUAUGAUCGCUGGUUCUCUCUGCUGCUCAUUUGCUCCUUCCGUUCUGAACCACAAAUCUGCGGCGUUCAGUGAGUGCGACCGCAGGCAUGUAAUGUGUCCAUUUGCCAAGAGCCUCCGCGUGCGUAAAGCGCUUCCAUUCACCACAACUGUUCCGCUGUCCUCCCGUGCGCUCCGCUUUGGCUUCUUCCCGGAGAAGAAAGAAGAGUGACUUGAUUUUCCCCCACGCUGUUUUGGUUGUAAAUGUUGAAGCUUGAAUGGCUGGAGCUCAACCUGGCGUUCAUGCGCUCCAACUCAAGCCGGUGCGCGUGUCCGAGAGUCUGAAGCGAGGCAGUAGGUUUAUGAAAUGGGAUGAGGAUUCUUCUACUGUGACCCCAGUGACGUUACGCGUCGAUCCGCAGGGAUACUUCCUGUACUGGACAGAUCAGAAUAAGGAAACAGACCUAUUGGACAUCAACUACAUCAAAGAUGCAAGAACAGGGAAAUGCACCAAAACGCCAAAGGAAGCAAAGCUCCGGGAGCUCCUGGAUGUUGGGAAUCUGGUGGGACGGAUAGAGAACCGGAUGCUAACGGUGGUGACGGGACCCGACAUGGUCAAUAUCCAGUACCUGAACUUCAUGGCCUUCCAAGAAGACGUCGCCAAGGAGUGGGCAGAUGAGCUGUUCAGUCUGGCGUCGAACCUGCUGGCUCAGAACAUGGGCAGAGAGUCCUGUCUGGAGAAAGCCUUCACGAGACUCAAGCUGCAGCCCAAUCAGGAGGGUCGUGUCCCCGUGAAGAACAUUUUCCGCAUCUUCUCCGCUGACCGGAAGCGUGUGGAGACGGCACUGGAGAGCUGUAAUCUUCCGUCCGGCCGGAAUGACUCCAUCCCGUUGGAGGAUUUGACCCCUGACAUCUACAAAGUGUUCAUCAAUCAUCUCUGCCCGCGAUCUGAGAUCAACCAGAUAUUUGCUGAUCUUGGUGCGAAGAGCAGAAACUUUCUCACCAUGGACGAGCUGACUGAAUUCAUUAACAACAAGCAGCGAGACCCUCGUCUGAACGAGAUCCUGUACCCGCCGCUGAAGCCGGAGCAAACACAGAUGCUCAUGGAGAAGUUCGAGCCCAACCCAGGAAUGAUUCAAAAAGGGCAGAUCUCAUUGGAGGGCUUCUCCAGAUAUCUGAUCAGUCAAGAGAACAGCGUCAUUCCUGCCGAAAAACUGGACCAGAGUGAAGACAUGACCUUCCCUCUCUCUCAGUACUUCAUCAACUCCUCCCACAACACCUACCUCACAGCGGGUCAGCUCGCAGGGAACUCCUCAGUGGAGAUGUAUCGUCAGACUCUCCUGUCUGGUUGUCGGUGUGUGGAGCUCGACUGCUGGAAGGGCCGAACAGCGGAGGAGGAGCCCGUCAUCACUCACGGAUUCACCAUGACCUCUGAAAUCUGCUUCAAGGUGACCGCAGCCCAACACACACACACACAACACACGAGAGCCUGGGGUCAGUCUCGAGUUUUCACACUGCUUUUCAUCAGGGCCUGCAGUUAA
This is a messenger RNA of Pimephales promelas (fathead minnow), 1579 nucleotides long. The record is from RefSeq and is a predicted model, not a curated record. NCBI's taxonomy places the organism in Eukaryota, Metazoa, Chordata, Actinopteri, Cypriniformes, Leuciscidae.